AUGAAAACUGAUGUAGACGACUUCAAUGAAAAACAGGGAGCAUUUACACCUAAGAAUUCAUCACAUUUUAAAAAAUUGACUAAAAAUGAACAUGAAAAUAAUCCAUUUAACAAGCGUUUCUUAAUCAAUGACGGUAAAUGUUAUUCAUUACCUGAACCACAAAAAAUGUUCAAUGAUCCGAUAUGGUUGGUUGAUCAGUUACAAGCAUUGAAGAACAAGUUGAAUGAUGUAAAGAGUUUCUUAAAUAUUUAUAAUCUUACCGAAUGGCAUUCACAUACAAAAUUAAGAAACAUUGCAAAAGAUGUCAUGCCACGUCUAAAAAGAGAGAUUCAACCAGAAUUGUUAACUCAGGCAUGGUGCAAAUUUUAUGAAAUAGUGUCAUCUUUUCCUUUAGUACCAAUAAGUCAUAUUAACAAUAACAAUAAACAUUUUAAGUCUAUCCAUUUAUGUGAAGCACCUGGAGCUUUCAUUACAUCUUUAAAUCAUUGGUUAAAAAUAAACGAACCUAAUAUUCAAUGGGAUUGGAUUGCUACAACAUUAAACCCAUAUUAUGAUGGUAAUCCAUUAUCUUUAAUGUGCACUGAUGACAGAUUUAUAAGGCAUACAUUAAGUCAUUGGUAUUUUGGAGCAGAUGGCACUGGAAACAUUAUGAAUUUAAAAAAUUUGGAUGAACUGAUAAGAUUCUCAGAGCCACACAAUGACAUAUUUUUAGUUACUGCCGAUGGCAGUAUAGAUUGUACAGAUGUUCCAGGGGAACAAGAAAAUGUGGUAGCACAUUUACAUUUCUGUGAAACUGUAGCUGCUCUACAUCUACUACAUACUGGGGGUAGUUUUUUAUUAAAGGUUUUCACUAUUUUUGAAUGCCAUUCAGUAUGUCUAAUUUAUCUCCUAUGUUGCUGUUUUAAUGAAGUUAGCAUGGUAAAGCCAGCUACAAGUAAAGAAGGAAAUUCCGAAACUUAUAUAGUAUGCACACAUUUUAAGGGACCAUCAUUUUUCUUACCUUACUCAGAGAAACUUAGACAAUACUAUGAAUGUAGCCCUGAGAAAGCAAUGUUCAAUAAGAAUGAUAUUCCAUCUGCAUUUAUAGAAAAAAUUAUAGAGUGCAGCGAAUUCUUUAAGUCUCGACAAAUUACAGCUAUACAAAAUAAUAUUAUUACAUUUCAUUCGGAUAAUACUAAGAAGUUGCGUGACAUAAAACAAAUUCAGCAUAUGGUUGCUGAUAAAUAUAUUACAUAUUAUAAUUUAAGAGUAUUAACAUCAGGAGAAAUUGUUGGAAAUGUAAAAUUAAAAGGAUGUCGUAGUGUUAAUACAUGUCAAAGGCCAAUACAAGAGUCUUAUAAUGACCGUUGUGAGCGAAAACAUUUAGCGCCAUGGGAUCAGUUAAAAGCUUUCUUUAAUGACUCCACUAAAAUAGAAAUUCAUACGCAAUCUGAUAAACCUAUACAAUUCGACUCUAUUGAAUUGCCAGAAGAUUUACAAAUUACUUCAGGAAAACUAUUUCGUAGAAUACGUAGCUCAGGAUUCUGCAAUGACAACGUCCUAAAAAUGCAAAACAGCACUGAUGACAUUCUUGUUAACAUGGGACACAAUAUACAAUUUCCAUCAACAGAAAAUAUAAACCAAUUAAAAGAAGUUCUUAAUCAGUCGGGACAUAAACUUUUAAUUUUUCAGUAUACUGAUGAUCAUGAUAGUCACAAAAUAAUUAAUAAAAUUUAUGAUGCAGUGCAAAACCUUGAUAUUGGAGACACUUUAGUUUUAACUGGUUACUCAUUAUUAUCUUAUUUGAAUGUUGGACUCCUUUAUGUCAUGAGGUGUACUUUUGAAUCACUUAAACUAAAUCUUUGUAACAAAACUGGUGCAAAAAUUAUAUUAGAACAUUAUAAUUACAAUAUGAAAGUACUAAAAUAUUUAAUGGACGUUAAAGCUGUUUCUUCUAGCAUUCAAGAAACAGGAAAUGCUGUUAUACAAAUAAUUUCUCCACCAUUUCUAUAUGAGUGUGAUCUAUUCAAUACAAUAGUGGAUAUUAAUCACUGGGUUAUUAAAUCAUAUAUUCAUUAUGUUAGUAAUACAGUAAAAGGAAAUAUUUAACCAAAAAGGUUACAUACAAUAUGUAACGAAAAGUUACAUAUAUGUUUUCCAACAUGUAAACAG
Molecule: messenger RNA, 2151 nt
Organism: Dufourea novaeangliae
Lineage: Eukaryota; Metazoa; Arthropoda; Insecta; Hymenoptera; Halictidae
Gene: aft
Product: cap-specific mRNA (nucleoside-2'-O-)-methyltransferase 2-like
Exons: 3
Coding region: 1-2088 (695 amino acids)
Biological process (GO): 7-methylguanosine mRNA capping
Cellular component (GO): nucleus; cytoplasm
Molecular function (GO): methyltransferase cap1 activity
Source: RefSeq, a predicted model, not a curated record